AUGGAGGAGCUAGUUGAUGUCAUUGGUGAAGCUGGCAUGACUCCUUGGUGGAUUGCUUUAACAUCAGAGGGACAAUUAAUAUUUGAAGAAGAUCGUGAAGGUUCAGCAUGUGGUGUACGUUUAAAUGAUAGAAAUUUUUUAAAUGGUGCUAGACAUAGUAUUUAUUAUGUCAGAGAUAAUAAUACAUCGUCAUUGUUGAUUGAUCGUGAUCCAGUACAAUUAUUACCAAUUCCUGUAUUAAAUGUUGGUGAUGAUGAUAGCCAUGCAGGUUUAGGUACAAUACCAGGUGCUACAGAGAUACAACUUGGUGGUCUUAAUACGACUGAUCAAAGAUUUAGUGCUCACAAAGGAUACACUGGUUGUCUUAGCAAUGUUGUUGUGUCUAUUAAUGGAGGAGCAAUGAUGAAACCAUUGGAGGAAUAUAUGUUGUUUACAAAAAAAGGCAGUGAAACAGUUAGAGCAACUACACCAACUGGUGUUAGAAGUGCUCAGUGUGCUGUUUUCCAUGCACAACCACGUGGACCAGAACCACCAAGAAAUGACAGUGUUGGUCGUGAUAGAGCAUGGGUUGACGAUCCACCAGCAAGAGUACUUUAUAAAUCACAAUACAAUGAUGAAACACAAGAAGAAACACAUGCUGGUACUUAUAUAUUUAUUGGAGUAUGUUGUGUAUUUGCAAUUAUUAUAUUUUCUUGUACAUGUGAACUUGUGAGAAGUUCAAGAAGUAAUCGUAAACGUAGAAAUACUCGUAAUAAUACAAAUGCAAAUGCUGCAACACAUCAAAAUACAUCACCACGUUGGCAAUCUGGUACAUUUACUAAUUCUGUUAUUGGACCAUCAUCUGGUAAAUCAACCUAA
This is a messenger RNA of Aphidius gifuensis, 858 nucleotides long. RefSeq lists its product as uncharacterized. The record is from RefSeq and is a predicted model, not a curated record. Lineage: Eukaryota; Metazoa; Arthropoda; Insecta; Hymenoptera; Braconidae. The coding region runs from base 1 to 858 and encodes 285 amino acids. The transcript has 5 exons.